Messenger RNA from Anoplopoma fimbria (sablefish), 382 nucleotides. RefSeq names its product ripply transcriptional repressor 2 (gene ripply2). Gene Ontology annotation, biological process: negative regulation of transcription by RNA polymerase II; embryonic pattern specification. Gene Ontology annotation, cellular component: nucleus. The transcript has 3 exons. NCBI's taxonomy places the organism in Eukaryota, Metazoa, Chordata, Actinopteri, Perciformes, Anoplopomatidae. The coding region runs from base 26 to 382 and encodes 118 amino acids. The record is from RefSeq and is a predicted model, not a curated record.
GCAGGACUGACCACUACAAGGAAACAUGGAAACUUUCAAUACCAACGAUGGAUUACCUUCUGCUUUUUCUGGAGACAACGUUACUCAACAGCCCGGUCGGUGGUGGAGACCGUGGGUUGGAACAAAGGACACAACUGUGGCACACAGGGGUAACUCUAAUGACGGAGACCUUUCUGCUGCACAACACCCCAAAACUCAUCAGGUCAUUCACCCAGUGAAGUUGUUCUGGCCAAAGUCGAGAUGUUUCGAUUAUAUGUACCAGGAUGCAGUAAUGCUCCUGCACAACUAUCCGGUCCAAGCGACCAUCUGCCUCUACGAAGACUCAAGCAGCGAUGAAGACAGCGACGAUGAAGAAGAGGAGAUGGAGAAGGAGUUGAACUAA